AUGUCAGAUCACGAAACAUAUGAUAACAUUGAUGCAGGAGCAUCUCAAACGUUCCCUGUGCAAGCAGGUGCAAUAAAAAAAAACGGUCACGUUAUGUUAAAAGAUCAUCCAUGCAAAGUUGUUGAUUAUUCAACUUCAAAAACUGGAAAGCAUGGUCAUGCUAAAGCUCACAUUGUAGGUAUUGAUAUUUUUACUGGAAAAAAAUAUGAAGAUAUAUGCCCAACAUCUCAUAAUAUGGAUGUACCAGUUGUUAAAAGAACUGAAUUGCAAUUAAUUGAUAUUACUGAGGAUGGAUUUGUAUCUUUACUUCAUGAUAAUGGUGAAACAAAAGACGAUUUAAGUUUACCAAAAGAUUCUGAAGGAAAUUUAGAUGAUGUGGCAAAACAAAUCCGUACUUUAUUUGAUAAUGGAAAAUCAGUUUUAGUUAGUGUUCUAUCAGCAUGUGGACAAGAAAAAAUUAUUGCAGCAAAAGAAUUAGCAUCUUAA
Plasmodium gallinaceum is the source of this 486-nucleotide messenger RNA. RefSeq names its product eukaryotic translation initiation factor 5A, putative. The record is from RefSeq and is a predicted model, not a curated record. Gene Ontology annotation, biological process: positive regulation of translational termination; positive regulation of translational elongation. Gene Ontology annotation, molecular function: RNA binding; translation elongation factor activity; ribosome binding. The transcript has a single exon. Lineage: Eukaryota; Apicomplexa; Aconoidasida; Haemosporida; Plasmodiidae. Bases 1 to 486 code for a protein of 161 amino acids.